This is a messenger RNA of Dreissena polymorpha, 3116 nucleotides long. RefSeq names its product transmembrane protein 170A-like. The transcript is spliced from 4 exons. The record is from RefSeq and is a predicted model, not a curated record. NCBI's taxonomy places the organism in Eukaryota, Metazoa, Mollusca, Bivalvia, Myida, Dreissenidae. The coding region runs from base 202 to 594 and encodes 130 amino acids.
AUCUUUGUCACAGGUGGUUUGUCAUUGUGUCGUCUGCUGUUGUUGAGUGAAUCAGAAUACUUUGGAUUAAUACAUUAAACAAUGUAUAUCUACGAAGUUGGCCAAGGCUAUCCAACUACCGCACAUGCUUUCGUGUUUUCUUCGAAGAGGUUCUGACCUGUUUAACCAUGAUGUUAACAUGUAUGACAGUUGACAUCAGCCAUGGCAGAAGAAGAUUUCAAAUCUGAUGAGCUGGAUUCUAUAUUUAAUGUGAUAGGGUUGAAACCCAGCGACCCUUUGAACAGUUUUGGAGAAAUAUGGUACCAGGUGUUUCUUUGGGCGCUGUUUUCCUCCAUGUUUGUACACAUUAUCGCUACUCUGAUUGCCUUUUGUCGUCUGCGGAAGCACAAGCUGGGCAGAUGGAUUCCCCUCGUCAUAUUUCUGGUUGGAGUGAUCUCCCCAUUGACACUUGGAGUCGUAAAUAGUGCGGCCAUAGCUGGGUUCUAUCGCGCCUCAGACGUAGAAAUGGCCCCAUUUUAUGCCCUCUUAUGGGGGCUUGGGCAGACAAUUAUAGGGAUCAUAUUCUCAUUUACCAGAGUGCUGGCUACAUUAUGAUCACAUUCAUACAUAAACAGGACAUGGAGAGGUUUUAUUACCAGAACAGCUGUGAACUAUUGCUUGAAAAAGUGACAAAUAUAACAUUAACCCUUUGCAUGCUGGGAUAUGUAUUGUCUGCUGCUGAAUUUCUAAAAUUAGCAUUUUCUUCAAUUAGAGCUAUUUAAAAAAAAUACUAUCAGAAUAGCAAACAGUUUGGAUCUUAAUGAGACGCCACGUUCUGUGGCAUCUCAUCUGGAUCCCAACUGUUUGCAAAGGCCUUCAAAAUUUGGUUCCAGCACUGAAAGAGUUAAAAAUUCUCAUAGCAAGUGUAAAGAAAUGGCAGAAAAAUUUAAAGGGGCCUUUUCACAGAUUUUGGCAUUUUUUAAACUUAUUCAUUAAAUGCUUUAUAUUGAUAAAUGUAAACAUUGGAUCAUAAAAGCUCCAGUAAAAAAUCAAGAAAAAAAAUAAAAAAAGGAAAAGAACAUUGCCCGGAGCAGGUUUCGAACCAGUGACCCCUGGAGUCCUGCUAGAGUCCUGAAGUAAAAACGCUUUAGCCUACUGAGCUAUUCCGCCGAGUACACAUUGUUGAUGUAUUUUAUACCAUAUAUAAGCAACCUUCGUAGUUUCACAAAAUUUAACGACAAAAACAGAACUCUCCAAAUUAUUCGAUCGUUUCGCGUUGCAACGCUUUAUAAUUUUUAGGUUUUAAAAUCGUAAAAAGAUGCAUAUAAUGGUUAUAUUAGAGCAUGGUUAAUGUUCAGUAUUACUGUUUCCUCACAAAUAUCAUAACUAAAACGAAAACUUACGAAUCUGAAACAACUUUUUUCAAUUUUGUCAAUUUACCAAAGCGUGAAAAGAUCCCUUUAAAGCGCAUUCCAAACAUCAGGUUUAGUAGAUGAACAGAAAAGUGUUUUAGAAUUAAUGCUAUGUGCCAGAAUCUCUGUUCAGCCAAGAUGAUCAGGUCUGAUAUCAGAACUGAAUGUCCACAAUAUGAAGCCUUUGUAAGGUGUGAUUAAAGUAUGACUAAACAUACAUAGUGAUACAGACUAAUACACUAUUAAUACUCACAGUUAAUACGAUGGAACAUUUGUCAGAGUUGAUUUUUAUUGGAGGUUUCCACUUUGGCAAUAAUAAAUUCUGAGAUUGUUUUGUCUACAGGCAAUAAUAUGAAUUCAUGUUCUGUAAGUGGCAAUGUACACAGAAAGCAUGAGACUUGAUCAGCCAAACUGAUUUUCAGAAUUGCUGGAUGUAUCGGAGGUUGGCAUGUUGUGUUAUUUAAUGUGGAAAGGGCAGCUUUAAUAUGAACAUAGUCGGGCAAAAAAUUGGUCUUAUAAUGAUAAAUGUAGCCAACGUAGCUCCAGACCAGCCUGUGUGUUAGAACAGUGGGGUCAGGAACUUUCUUUUUCAGUAUGUUGUCAUGCAAGGCUUUGUGGUGUCAUUAGAGAAUUGCAUAGCUGGUUUGAAGCUACACUAGCCACAGAUGGCAAGAGACCCAUUUUUGCAUGACGCGGCUCACAUAAUGUGCAAUAAUAAAUAAAGGUAAAUUUUUGUGAGACAGUACAAGAUACUGCUGACUUGUUUAUUAAUGAACAAUAAAUGUUUCUUUGCAAAUAAGCAGUGAUGAUACUCUUGACCUUUGUCGCAUGAUAUCUGUUCAAGAAUUCCUUGGUAAAGAUAUGAGAUUGUGUCACUCAAUUACAUUCUUAUAGGAGCCUUGUUCUGGGAAAAUGGUGUUUUAUGUAUGUGCCUAAAGGGUCGUACUUCACUACCCGAUGAGCCCGUGCAGUCCGCACAUGCAUUAAGCCUCCUUUUUCAAAAGCGCAUCUCAAAUAAGAAUUUAGCACUUAAACAAAGAGUAUUUGUCAGGGAUUUCAAUGUUGUUGUGUUUUUUUUUUAAAUCGGGCAACAACAUUUAAUGACCCUGUGUUUUUAAAUUUUUCGGAGUCAAAGAAGGUUUACUGUGGUGGUGACGGAUGAAUAUUGCGUUAAAAAGUAUGUAUUCAUUUUGAAAAAAAGCAACAUACAAAUACCAUGUAUAGUGGUGGUCUAUAUUUAUUUUUGCAUGUUUGUGACAUGGUUUGCAAAGUCUUUGUAAAUGUUAAAGUCAAAUCAUAUAAAAAAAACGUCAUAAUUAUGAUACUUAUUACAUUUUGAAGUUUGUUCCUUUAUACCAUAUGCAUCAUAAUAGGGGUAAAAAAUAAUCAAUUUGUUUGAGAAAAAAGUGUGAAAGUUACAAAAUGCUUGUUUGUAAACAAGGUUACAUUAAUACGUAUAAGUUUUAUUUUAUAAGUUUGCAUACAAAUUGGUAAAUUCUUAUAAAAUUGACCUGUUUUUUCCGAGACAUUAAAUAAACCAAAUGAAAAAUAAAUAAAGAACAUAAUUUAAUUGAAUUUAAUAACUCAUUUGUUUCAGUUGUUUUAUAUGCUUAUGCAUGAAUGCACACAACCUAUCAUGUAAUAUCAAGGUUUUUGUUUAAGUUGAAGUUAUUUAUAAAGCCAAAAAAUGUUGUUUGUUUCUGCUAUAAACAUCUUAAAAAAUAA